This is a messenger RNA of Trichoderma harzianum CBS 226.95, 411 nucleotides long. RefSeq lists its product as hypothetical. The transcript has a single exon. The record is from RefSeq and is a predicted model, not a curated record. The coding region runs from base 1 to 411 and encodes 136 amino acids. Lineage: Eukaryota; Fungi; Ascomycota; Sordariomycetes; Hypocreales; Hypocreaceae.
AUGUCCUCCACCUCCUCCUCCACCUCCACUUCCACAUCAACCUCGUCGUCUGAAAGCCGACCGGCCUUAAGCACAAAUAGUUCCAGUUCCUAUAGCAGCUCCAAAAGCAAAUGGGACACCGAAUACCUAGCAAUCCCCGGAGAGAAAGGACUUCCUCUAAGAUUCAUCGCAUAUGCCGCAGGCGCCUCGCUCCCAACCACAAUGAAGAAGAUGACAAGGAAGGAGAAGAGGCGCGGACAGAGUGCUUCCAUAUGGGACUUCUUUGGCCGCAACACGCAAUUAUUCUGGAUUGUACAGCCUGAGGAUCGUCGGGAACGCGGUCGAAGUAGGACUCCCCGUGGGAGAGAUGGACAGAAGAGCACCUCAGCGGCAUCGUCACCUGAUGUCAACUUUUUCCAUGAAGCAUAUUGA